Phascolarctos cinereus (koala) is the source of this 1329-nucleotide messenger RNA. RefSeq names its product telomere repeat binding bouquet formation protein 2 (gene TERB2). Gene Ontology annotation, biological process: homologous chromosome pairing at meiosis; meiotic attachment of telomere to nuclear envelope. Gene Ontology annotation, cellular component: nuclear inner membrane. The record is from RefSeq and is a predicted model, not a curated record. Lineage: Eukaryota; Metazoa; Chordata; Mammalia; Diprotodontia; Phascolarctidae.
CAGAGCCGGGGGAAAGGUGGCGGCAGCGGCGAAGGCGAUAUGUUCAGGGGCCAGCGAGCCUGGUUCUGCCGAAGCGUGGGCCAGGAUCUGCAGGAGCUCUGGGUGGCCCGAGGCGGAGUGAUCUGCAGCGCUCGAGAGGCGGACUUUCUGUUCAGCUGUAACGCCUCGCACCCGGACACUGUGAGAAUAUAUCAAAGCUUUGAUUACAUGGAAGAUAAUGCUACAGUAUUUCAUGCUUAUUAUCUCUCAGCAAUAGCUAAUGCUGAUAUGAAAAACACGGUGCUUUUGGGUCACUAUGUCCUUCCACCUGCCUGCCUGCAAAAAGAAAUAAGAAAAAAAAUCGGUAGUUUUAUUUGGGAGCAGAACAAUCAUGUAAUGACAGAGAAGCAUGAUGAGGUAAAGCCAAAUGAAAUACAGAAGCUCAAGGAAAAUACUGAAUUAUUGACACAGCCUGGAAAAGAUCUAUCUGUAAGCACAAAAAAGCAUUUCUCAAGGACUCCAGUUACAGGAAAACAACUCUAUUAUCCUCUUCAGACUUAUCCAGUGAAUAACAUGGUAACAGGUUAUGUUUCUGUUGAUACAAUGAAGAAGUUCCUUGGUGAGCUACAUGACUUCAUUCCUGGAAGCUCAGGAUACUUGGCGUAUCACGUUCAAAAAGAAAUCAACGUCUUUUCUGCUGCAAAAAAUAAAUUGAAGAGAAAAUGCUAAAUUGGGUUAUCCUCUGCUCAUCUGUUUUCUAUAAAAUAUGUUAAAUAAUGCAUUGUUUAAUGUUAAUCUGUUUUAAAUUACGUGUUCUUUGUCUCAACAUUAAUUUAAAACUUUUUCUCAUUAGAAAACUUAGAACCAUUUUGGUCAGAUAAUAGAAGAUCUGUAGCAGGUUAUUUUGCCCUGAUUUGUAGCAUUAAGAAAACAAAUUGUAAAAUUAUAGUUUUUUCUUGUGUUGUAGUUGUUAUGGAAAUGUCCAUUCCAUUAUAAGUCUUAUAUUUGCCCCUCUCAGUCAAAAUGUUUCUUUUGGUUUAAAACUGCUAUAUAGUAAGUUCAAUGCCGCUAAAGCGUUAUAAACAUGAAUAUACUUCUGAUGAGAAUUUAAUUUCACAUAAAGUAUUAUGAAAUACUAUAGUAAAUUUUUAACUAACAAAGAAUAAUGAGUCACUUUUCUUUGCUAAAAAUUGAAUAGUGCUACAGUUUAGGAAUUGAUGUGUAAAAAAAAAUUAAACUUAAUGCUGUGUAGUUAUGACCAAGCUUGGCCAGGAGAAGGGUUUGAAAAAAUGUGCCUCCCUCCCUUCUUUGCACAGGUGCUGGGAGUGGAAUGUUAUAUAUAUAUGUGUG